UCAGCGGGAGCUCUGCAGAGCCUUUCUGUUGUAAUUGGAUGGAGAUUGGAGAGGAAUACGCAGCCUUGGCACAACGUAAACACAUGCUCGUCUCCUUCGCUCCGUGGAGGACGCACCGAAAAGAGCAGAUGGAGUGAAUGAAAACUACACCGAGAGAGGACCGGAGAGUGUCUUUAUCAUUCAGCUUUAAAACGUUUAGAUCAUAGAAACGUGUCAGUGAGUGCGCGGGUCUAACAGCUCUUCAGUUUGUUUGUUUUUUCAGAUCGGGUCUGUGGAUUACGCACGGCGCAGCUCCCGGGACAGAGAAAAGUUUUGUUUUGUUGCACAGGAUUUCUACGAAAGAUCUCAGCGCGCACAAACUGCUAUAUAACUUAAAUUAUCACCUGAGCCUCGAUGGAGUGAUUCGCUCAUGCUGAGUUUAUUUAUGGAUUAGAAUAAACGAGGACUGCACGCAAACACCAGAAGAGAUACAUAUAUCUUAUUAUAUAUGCUUUGGGGGAUGGCAACAGCUACCUCGAGUCCAUACCUAGCCAGCAGCAGGAUUUUAUCCGGCCCGGCCCUUCACUCUGAUCGGAGGGCUGGUGGCAUGCAGCCCGGCGGCCCCGCUGUGACCACGGUGUCUAGUGGAUACAGAGUGGACCCUUCGGUAAAGAUGGUGCAGAGUGACUUCAUGCAGGGAGCCAUGGUGGCGAGCAACGGGGGCCACAUGCUAAGCCAUGCCCACCAGUGGGUGACAUCGUUGCCUCACGCAGCAGCCGCAGCAGCCGCGGCCGCGGUGGCAGCAGUGGAGGCCAGCUCUCAGUGGCCCCCCAGCUCCCAGCCGCAGGCUGUAAAGAGAAACGCCGGCAGAGAGGACCUCCAUUCGGGCUCCGCUCUGCACCACAGGUCCCCACAUCUGGGACCCCAUCAGACACACGCGGGAGGUUGGGGAGGCACCACGGCGCACAUCAGCAUCACCGAGGGGCAGCAGCAGCAGCAGCAGCAGCAGCAGCAGCAGCAGCAGCAGCAGCAGCAGCAGUCUCUCAUUUACUCGCAGCCCGGCGGGUUUACGGUCAACGGGAUGCUCAGCUCGCACGCGGGUCAGAGCCUCAUGCAUCCGGGGUUGGUGCGCGGAGAGUCCCCGGAAUUGGACCACAGCAGCCACCAUCAUCACCAUCACCACCACAACCACCACACGCACCAUCACCCGCACCACGGCGUGAGCCACGAACCGCACUCAGACGAGGACACCCCGACGUCCGACGACCUGGAGCACUUCGCCAAACAGUUCAAACAGAGGCGGAUCAAGCUGGGUUUCACCCAGGCAGACGUGGGCUUAGCUUUGGGCACCCUGUACGGCAACGUGUUCUCACAGACCACCAUUUGCAGGUUUGAAGCGCUUCAGCUGAGCUUCAAGAACAUGUGCAAGCUGAAGCCUCUGCUGAACAAGUGGCUGGAGGAGGCCGAUUCCACCACCGGGAGCCCGACCAGUAUCGAUAAAAUCGCCACCCAGGGCAGGAAGAGGAAAAAGCGCACAUCCAUCGAGGUGAGCGUAAAAGGCGCGCUGGAGAGCCACUUCCUCAAGUGUCCGAAACCCUCCGCGCAGGAGAUCAACUCUCUGGCGGACACUCUGCAGCUGGAGAAAGAGGUGGUCAGGGUCUGGUUCUGCAACCGCAGGCAGAAAGAGAAGCGCAUGACGCCGCCUGGACUGCCACGCACCCCGGAGGACGCAUAUUCACAGGUGGGCAGCAUGGGACCUGACACACCGUCACCCUCCUUAGACUGCAAGAGGAUGUACAGCGACACGUGAAAUCUGAGCAAAGUGUUUGAAUAACUUUUUUUCUUUUUAGAGGAAAUAUUUCAAGUUUCUCUUAAUGAUGAACUUUUCAUACAGCUUCCCAUGUUCUUUGCUCCACAAUAAUAACGCUAUCCAUUGUGUGUCUACUUUUACGCAUCGCCGGGUAUUUUUCUGCACUUUGAAUCAACUUUUGGGACAUAAAGGCUUGAAAAAAUCUGACUAGACAAUAAUUUAAAGUCUUUUAAAAAGAGCCCAGAGGAUGAACAUUUGAUCAAUUUGAUACCAAGAAGUUCAAACUAACAAUAAAGUUACUUUAUCUCUGUAUUUCAAAUCAAAGCUCCUGUGUAAUGCUGCAGGGUUUGACGUCCCACAGGCUAGACUUGGGCUGUAGCCUCCUUUUUUUUCAUAAAAUAAAAAAAAAAGAUUUAAUGUGCUUUAUUCAGCGUUAAGUUGUUUCUAAUGAGCAAUAAUUUAUCUUCCUUCAAACGUGUCUCUCACUUUUUUGUGUUGUGUGUCCGUGGAUUUCUGUUGUGG
Larimichthys crocea (large yellow croaker) is the source of this 2311-nucleotide messenger RNA. It is a transcript of the gene pou3f3a, whose product is annotated as POU class 3 homeobox 3a. Gene Ontology annotation, cellular component: nucleus. The coding region runs from base 488 to 1789 and encodes 433 amino acids. The record is from RefSeq and is a predicted model, not a curated record. Lineage: Eukaryota; Metazoa; Chordata; Actinopteri; Sciaenidae. The transcript has a single exon. Gene Ontology annotation, biological process: brain development; regulation of transcription by RNA polymerase II. Gene Ontology annotation, molecular function: RNA polymerase II cis-regulatory region sequence-specific DNA binding; DNA-binding transcription factor activity, RNA polymerase II-specific.